Molecule: messenger RNA, 2127 nt
Organism: Metopolophium dirhodum (rose-grain aphid)
Lineage: Eukaryota; Metazoa; Arthropoda; Insecta; Hemiptera; Aphididae
Product: pleckstrin homology domain-containing family J member 1-like
Exons: 6
Coding region: 763-1281 (172 amino acids)
Biological process (GO): receptor recycling; retrograde transport, endosome to Golgi; endosome organization
Cellular component (GO): recycling endosome; trans-Golgi network; early endosome
Source: RefSeq, a predicted model, not a curated record
GCCGGAGCAGUGGAGCAUCGAAUAUUCGAAUCCAAAAGAUCAAAAAAUCACGCAAAAUGGCCGACUACGGUAUCGUUGUCUGUGAUAUUAAUAAUAUUUUAUUAAUGUGAAAUUAAUAUCUCCCUUAUCGCUUAUCAUGAAUAUUCUUGAUUUGUUAUCAUUUUAAUUGCGUUUUGCCGUUUUGGUAUUCAACCAUGAAGCAUAAUAAUAUUGUGUAUAAAAUUUAAAAGUUUAAACUGUAUAAUAUUGUGUUGUCUAGUGUAUUUGUUUAAAUAAAAAAUAAAAUAGUCAACUGUGUAAAUAGUGAAUACGAAAAUUUGUUAUUAAAAAUUAUGGUUAACUGUGACUCAGACACUUAGCCACUCAAGUUAUGCCUUAAAUUGGAAACCAUAAGUGCUAAACGUAUUUCAAUAAUAAAAAAAAAAAACAUAUUUUGUAUCAUCUCAACGCCAAAGAAUAAAUAGUCUCGAAAAGAAAAUAACAGAUUUAACAUGCGAUUCAACAACAAAGAAAUGAUUCACGUCAGUCACUCGAAUCCUGUUCUUGAAGGCCGGAUGUCCUAUGCAAAGAUGUCUAACGGAUACGCUUCCAAAGCAGGGACACCCUCAGCGAAUUCAAUCAGUAGGUGCAAAAUACGUUUGGUGUCAAUGUGAGUUUAAUGUGGCUACGUUUAUCACUACUAUGACAAUUUCAAAUCUUUACCCAUCAAAUGACUACGUUUAUCAUAUUAUGAUUUAUGAUGACAAUUAAAUAGUUGUACCCAUGGAUAUUUAUAUUUCUACAAGUUUCAAGGAAAGAUGGUUUCGACUCAAGUACAACUUAUUAUUUUACUUUAAAAUAAAUGGAUUUGGGCAAGUUGAUUUACAUCAACCAGCUGGUGUUUUUGUUUUGGAGAAUUCUAUUGUAAGACUUGAGAAUAAUACGCCAGGAACAUUAUUUUCAUUUUCUCUUUCGUUUAAAGACGAACCGGAUAAAAAGUAUAUUAUUUCUAGUCAGUCUGAGGAUCACGUUCAUCAGUGGAUCAAAUGUAUUCAAAGCUCAACGUACGAAUAUAUGAGAACCCGAAUGACGUUGAUACAAAAAAAAAUCGUGGAGCUUACUGGAAAAGAUCCGCUGUUGAUGUAUCCAGAGGAAGGGAAGAAAAUUGGCCGGACGAAAAGAUCGGGGGCGGAUGGAGACGAUAGCGAUUUAUUUUUCAACCCGCCGACGGAUCCACUCCCUCCACCCAGGCACAAACACGACGCCGGUAAAACGGCCGACACGAAUCUAAUCGAACUGUAAAUAAACCGUGUCUGUAAGUAGGUAUGUUAUGCGUGUAUGCAGAGAAAGGGUUGUUUGUUGUUCACCAUCACGCCGAACGAUACUAGCUGGCGACGCGCAUGCAUCCGCGAUGUACCUUUAUAUUUAUUUUGUAAUAUGCGCACCGGUAGCUAUAGUUGUGAUUUCGAGUUUUCGAAUUCGAUUACAUUACCUAUAUAUAUAUAGUAGUGGUAUAAUACGCCUUGCCGUAAAAAUAUUAUUUUUACGACUAUAUACACGGUAUACCGCUGCAGCUGACCCCGUUACCGUAUAUUAUCAAAAACAUCGGCGGGGUGGUUCCGAAAUUUACAACUGAAACGUAUUCACUUCUGGAAAACGUUUUCCCGGUUACGCUGCGUCCCGAAUAAAUUCCUAUAUAAUACGUUAUUAUAUUAAAUUCGUGCAACAUAUGGUUUUCAUCAUUUUGUAUAGGUAGGUAAAUGUAUAUUAUAAUAUAAUAUACACGAUAUACAUGCAUACAUAAUAUAUAGUAAAUGACGCGAUUAUCAAAUAAUAUUUUAAUGCACUGUAUAUUGUAUGAUUUGUAUGUAUUAAGUGGUAAUGUUGUGUGCGGACGACAGUGUAAUAUUCUUUGGAUUUAUAUAUUGCUUGUUAUUGAUUUUUCGAUGUAUUAUUAUUAUUAUUAUUUUUUGUAAGUUUGGAGAAGUUAUUAUUAUUUUCUUUUGUAAAAGUAUAUACCCGCCUCCUAUCUACCCAUAUAUAUUAUAUAAGUAUACACUUGCUACGUUGCAAUUUAUUUAUCAGAUACGACCAACAAACUGAAAACUCAGCAAUUGUGUUAAUAUAAUAAAUAUUUUUCUACGAUUA